This is a messenger RNA of Abrus precatorius (Indian licorice), 1029 nucleotides long. Its product is annotated as RHOMBOID-like protein 1. Gene Ontology annotation, molecular function: serine-type endopeptidase activity. The record is from RefSeq and is a predicted model, not a curated record. NCBI's taxonomy places the organism in Eukaryota, Viridiplantae, Streptophyta, Magnoliopsida, Fabales, Fabaceae. The transcript has 6 exons. Bases 79 to 1029 code for a protein of 316 amino acids. Gene Ontology annotation, cellular component: membrane. Gene Ontology annotation, biological process: proteolysis.
ACGAAGCAUUUCAAGAAAUGGGUUCCUUGGUUGAUUCCCUUCUUUGUAAUUGCCAAUGUCAUUGUGUUCAUCAUCACUAUGUAUGUCAAUGAUUGCCCCAAGAAAGAGGUCUACUGCAUUGCCCGAUUCCUGGGUCGUUUCUCGUUUCAGCCUUUCAAUGAAAACCCUCUUUUGGGGCCUUCAUUAUUCACGCUACAGAUUAUGGGGGCCCUGGAUGGGCAUAACGUGGUUUACAGACACCAAGGUUGGCGCCUCAUCACUUGCAUGUGGUUGCAUGGUGGAGUAUUCCAUCUAUUGGCAAAUAUGUUUGGUAUUCUAGUGAUUGGAAUUCGGCUUGAGCAAGAAUUUGGAUUCGUGCUUAUUGGACUGCUAUUUGUCAUUUCUGGAUUUGGGGGUAGCCUGCUUUCUGCUCUUUUCAUUGAGGAAAGAAUCUCUGUUGGUGCUUCUGGUGCUCUUUUCGGUUUACUUGGAGGCAUGCUUUCAGAACUAAUUACUAACUGGUCUUUAUAUGAGAAAAAGCUAGGAGCACUCUUCACCCUUGUGUUUGUCAUUGUUAUCAAUUUGGCAGUGGGAAUUCUCCCUCAUGUGGAUAACUUUGCUCAUAUUGGAGGGUUCCUUUCAGGAUUUCUUCUUGGAUUUGUGUUUUUGAUCCGUCCCCAGUUUGGAUGGAUUAAGCAACGAAAUGCUCCAAAACCAUAUUCUCCAACAUUAAAUAAACCAAAAUUCAGCAAAUAUCAGUGCUUAUCAUGGGUCCUAGCCCUGAUUCUGCUCAUUGUUGGGUUUACUGCUGGGCUGGAAGCAAUUCUCCAUGGUGUUGAUGCAAAUGCUUACUGCUCAUGGUGCCAUUAUCUGUCUUGUCUUCCAACUUCAAGAUGGAACUGCAAUCAGAAAAUUUUACCUUGUGUGACACAGCAGAUUGACAACCAGUUUAACAUAACAUGCUCAAGCAAUGGAAAAUCCAGUACAUAUUAUAUCCAAAAUCCAACCAAUUCCAAGAUCUCUGAAUUGUGUCUUCAGAUUUGUGGUUGA